Messenger RNA from Lichtheimia ornata, 1146 nucleotides. RefSeq lists its product as uncharacterized. The record is from RefSeq and is a predicted model, not a curated record. The transcript is spliced from 3 exons. Gene Ontology annotation, molecular function: ferrous iron transmembrane transporter activity. The coding region runs from base 1 to 1146 and encodes 381 amino acids. Gene Ontology annotation, biological process: iron ion transmembrane transport. Gene Ontology annotation, cellular component: high-affinity iron permease complex; plasma membrane. NCBI's taxonomy places the organism in Eukaryota, Fungi, Mucoromycota, Mucoromycetes, Mucorales, Lichtheimiaceae.
AUGUCGCAGGAUCUCUUUGAUGUUCCCAUUUUCUUCAUUGUCUUUCGUGAGACAACGGAAGCUGCCAUCAUCGUAUCGGUGUUGUUGGCCUUUUUGACUCGUAUGUUUGAAAAGGGUACUCCCACAUAUAAGCGUCUUCGCAACCAAGUGUGGAUCGGGAGCGUCCUGGGCCUAUUCAUUUGUGUGUGUAUCGGUGCUGCCUUUAUUGCUGUAUGGUACACUGUCCUCAACGACAUCUGGGGCAAUUCUGAAGACAUUUGGGAAGGCGUAUUCUCCUUGAUUGCUACUAUUAUGAUCACCAUCAUGGGUCUGGCUAUGCUCAAGACUGAACGUAUGCAAGAAAAAUGGAAGGUCAAGCUCGCCAAAGCACUCGAAGCUGGUGCUCUAAAGAAUGCCAAAUCCGGUGGAUGGAAAAUGAGCUUGCAACGCUACUCGUUCUUUAUCUUGCCUUUCAUCACUGUUCUUAGAGAAGGUCUUGAAGCUAUUGUUUUCAUUGGUGGUGUCUCUUUGGAUGUAGAAGCCAAGUCUAUUCCUAUUGCUGCCAUUAUGGGUUUCAUUUGUGGCUGUUUGGUUGGUUUUAUCAUCUAUCGUGGUGGUAACAUGCUUCGUCUUCGCUGGUUCUUCAUCUUCUCCACCUUGAUCCUUUACCUUGUUGCUGCUGGUUUGAUGUCCAAAGCUGUUGGCUAUUUCGAACAAUACGCCUGGAACCAAGUCAUUGGUGGUGAAGCUGCUGAAGAAGGUGGUGAUGUCAUUGCAUACAAGGUGACAACGGCUGUCUGGCACGUCUCUUGGGGUGAUCCUGAAUUGAACGUUGACACCAACGGUGGCUGGCAAAUCUUCAAUGCUAUCCUUGGUUGGAACAACACGGCUACUAUUGGAAGCAUCGUCAGCUAUUGUGGCUAUUGGAUCAUUGUCUCGCUUGCCUUGAUUUACAUGUAUUACAAGGAGAGAAAGGAAAACAUUGCCAAGGCCGAGCGUGGUGAAUUUGGACAAGACACUGACGGCGACCUUGCCUUGGAGAAUGCAAGACAAUACGUUGAUGCUGAACAGGGUAUCAUUGUCGGCAAAGAAGAAGUCGAUGAGGAACGUGUCAUUGCACAAGGCGGCGUUGAGAAGCCUCACAACACUACUACUGAUAAAGCUUAG